This is a messenger RNA of Ostrea edulis (European flat oyster), 1854 nucleotides long. Its product is annotated as galactose mutarotase-like. The record is from RefSeq and is a predicted model, not a curated record. Bases 96 to 1163 code for a protein of 355 amino acids. Lineage: Eukaryota; Metazoa; Mollusca; Bivalvia; Ostreida; Ostreidae. Gene Ontology annotation, molecular function: carbohydrate binding; aldose 1-epimerase activity. Gene Ontology annotation, biological process: glucose metabolic process; beta-D-galactose catabolic process via UDP-galactose, Leloir pathway. The transcript is spliced from 10 exons.
AAUCACUGUAUGCUUUAAAUUUCCGGUUAUGUGCUUGGACUGGGAUUAGUUUCGGUUUGCGAUGAAAAUGUAAAGAAGAUUAAAACGUUGGAGAAAUGUCGGCAUUGAAACAAGGAGUUCCUGUAAUUCCAACAGAAGAACCAUUUGGUAACAUCAAAGAUGGCAGACAAGUUAAAAGAUUCACUUUUACCAACAAGAACAACGUCACCGUCAGAAUCAUCAGUUAUGGAGCUACUAUAACUGAUAUUCUAGUGCCGGACCAAAACGGAAGGAUUGAUGAUAUUUGUCUGGGAUUUGAUACGGCAGAAGAAUAUGAAAACAAACAUUCCUACAUCGGAGCCGCUCUUGGUCGUGUUGCCGAACGGUUAAAGGAGGCACGUUUUACUAUAGAUGGUGUUGAAUACAAUGUGUCGGCAAACAAUGGACAGAACCAGCUCCAUGGAGGGUUUUCUGGAUUUGAUUCUAAAUUAUUUGCUGCCAAAAUUGAAGGGGACAAAGUUGUGAUGACUUACGUAAGUCCAGACGGAGAGGAGGGCUUCCCAGGGGAGCUUACUUCUAUUUUUACCUUCCAGUUGACCAAUGAAAACGAAUUUGUUCUUGGUUAUUCAGCACAGACAACCAAAAUAACCCCAGUCAAUCUGUCCAACCAUGUUUACUUCAAUCUGGAGGGACAUAAAACAGGCAAAAACGGCGACCACAUGAUUACAGCUUAUUCCGAUAAAUAUGUACCGGUUGACGAGGCUUUUAUUCCCAUAGGUGAGGGUGAAAUAGCAACUGUCAAUGGAACCCAUUUUGAUUUAAGGGAGCCCACACUAGUGAGGGAUUUUAUUAAAGACCUCAUAGUUUCAUUUUGUGUAUUUGGCGAUCGAGGGAAGAUGAAACAUGUUGCAAAACUUGAGAACCUAGGAAAUGGUCGUUACAUCGACGUAUACACAACAGAACCAGGGUUAGAGGUGUAUUUCUCCUCCCACAUGAAGCCAAAGCUCAGUGGAAAAGAUGGAGCAGUUUAUGGGCCAUUUGAAGGUGGAGGUGUCUGCCUCAUGCCAAUGCAAUUAACUAGCGGUGUGAACAUGCCAAAUUUUCCCGAUACUCUACUGCGACCUGGAGAAACCUACACACAUACAACAAUUUAUAAAUUUGGACAGUGGUCAGCGAUUGAUUAAAAUGAUGUAUCGCUAUUUGCAAUUUACAUGUUUGUAUACGUGCACGUUUUAGGGAUGACGUGUGGGUUAUAGCAACGUAUUUUAUGAUCCGUCAAAAUGGGAAGGGCAUUGGCUCAUUUACAGCAAUGACCGAGAAAUCUGUAAUAUUUAUGCCAUAAUGCAAGUCGUAUAGUCACGGAACCUACUGGUGACGUAGCUGAAUUAAGGUUUAGGACGGUAUUUAUUCCCACUUCCCGCUAUGUAACUGAUUUCUCUUGAAUAGUUCAUUGAAGAUUCACCACACGCAGAAACUUACACUCAUGUACAGCUUGCGGGACUCGAUGUACAUAAAGUGUUUUUGUCCACGUUAACAAUGAAACAAUAGAGACAAUAUUGAAAGUUCGAAUUCUCAACACUCGGCUGUUGGCCAAUGACCACUGAAUCAUUCAUUAUACUCAGGGAUGUGGAAUGUUUGGUUAAUAUACAAGCUCAAACUAUUUCAAAUGUGAAAUUACAUCUUGUAUACAAUAUAUGCACAUGUGUAUGUUUAGGUUUGCGUGUACUCUAUGUACAUUUGUCACGCUUCUGUUAAUACAUAAGGCAUACGCUGUGUGAAAUAUAAUGUUAGAUACAUAUAGAUGGUUUGUGACUACAAGUUUGUGUUUUAAUUGUGAUGUUAAAAUGAUUUGAUAAAUAAAUUGUAUAUUAUGAA